UAGUCUUCAACUGAUCGCUCGCGCCGAUGAUUUAAUUUUUAAGUUAAAGCCUGCGCCCAGUGUAGCAGCCAGCAGCGUUACUCACAUCCAUACAUACAUACGUGCGAAUAUACAUACAUACAUGCCUACAUAAUACGGCGUACAUCGAUAAAUAGAUAUACCCCGCAGAUAUAGUGUCUCGAUCGACAGCAACGAACCCAUGGAAACCUAAACGAGCGAUCUGCAUUAAAUGAGAAGAAAAAAUCACACAAGAAGAAAAACCAACGAACGAACACAACAACGCGAACAAAAACAAAAAAAAACCAAAACCAAAACGGAAUCGUAAUAAUUGACGAGCAGACAACGAGCCGAGAACAAGCAGCACAAAGCGACAAACCAAAAAUAGACGAUACCAACGCAGCCACAGCAAGAGCAACAACAAUAGGCACUACAAUCAAUUGUGAUCGCCGUGCACUUGUGUGAGUGCGUAUGCGUAUGCGUAUCUGUGCCUUUGCAUUUGCCGCUGUAUCUGUAUCUGCAUCUGUAUCUGUAUCUGUGUCUGGAAGCCCGCAAUCCAUAACUAUCUAUUGGGCGUGGAGGGACGCUUCGAAAUAUUAAUUAUUUCUGACACUGUUUACGGCUUGACUUGGCGCAUGCCAAGCAUGAUUAAACGAGACACGAAAGAGCGUAUCUACAAAGUAGAUAAAUAUCUUUAUACGAACAACUAAGCUGCGGCACCAAGCAACAAUCGAAUCGACGAAUAGCAACAACGCACAACGCAACAAACCCAUCUAUAUACUCUAUACACAGAGAUAAACAAAAGCUCACGCAGCAGCAGCGAAACAAUUUGGAAGAAACAUUUUUGCACUAAAAGACCCAGCAAUCUGAAUCUGCAAAAGGGGAAGAUAGCCCUCACAUCGUAUUAAGAAGAGAACUCAACUCGACAAAGGAGGAAAGGAAACCAACUAUUGUGAUAUGUACAAAUUUACUCAAAUACUGAAGCCACACAUUUAGACGUUUAUUCGACGGAAUCCCAGUUGUGAACCGAUUAACCGGAGGAUAAUCUACCAAAGAUUAGGCUUUCAUCUUCAAUUAAGUUUACCCAAAUAGAGCAGAAGCAGUACUCGAAAAUCGCAAGAUGGCCGAAAAAGUGGAACUGGCCCAGGCCAGCCUGAAUGGCCAACAGAAUGAUCCACGGAAGGUGCGCAAGUCACCGGAAUUUCAGCCCGGCGUUAUCUCUCGCGAACGCAGCUUUGUGCGCACCUCGAAUCAACAGAAUAUCAACAAACGCCGAAGUCUGGCUUUCAACGUACCUGGCAAUCAAUCGGGACAGAUGAGAGGCAAACCAGCCAUGGAUAUCUACAGACCUCCCAAUGUGCGCGGAGAGCUGGCCGCUCCAGCCGGUGGUGUCGGUGGUGAUGGUUCGAAUGGUGCUAUCGGUGGUGUCGCCAACAAGCUGAACGUCAAUGCCCAGGAGUUCACAAUGACAACCAGCUCCGGGGCACCGGCCGAGGCACUCAGCAAUCGUUCGUCGCUGAUCUUCCCGCCCACCAAUGGACCAGGCGUCGCAGUUGCACCGGUUGUGGGCCAGUACGGAAACGUGAAUCGCCGCCAGGCCGGACUCUCUCUCGGCAACAUGACGGGCUUGAAGACCAACCAUCGCUCGAUCCUGGUGACGUAUCCAGUCAAUAACGGUGCCCUCAGCGGUCAGCUGCCGCUCAUGAACUCGCCCUCCAGUGGAAAUAUACUACACACAACCAAUCGUGUAAAGUUUGCACCUGAGCCCCGAGGUCACAAAGUGGCUUCCCAUAAUCAGUUUGGUCAGCAAAACAACAACUAUGCUCAGCCUUACCAGGCGAGCAUUAAUGGAGUAGAUCCGUACAUGAAUGGAAAUGCACUGCAACGCUCCAAAUCGUUGUCGUCGGCGGAUGCCCUAACUCGGGGAAUGGCCGGAUUGGGACUUGGCUUGGGUAACGAGGUGGCCGACAUAGGACAGUUUACCCCAGAGAUACAGGCGCUUAUUGACACGGCCCUGGAAGAUCCCAAUAAGCUGAACUCUCGUUGUCUCAUGGAACUGACAUCGCAGUUCAUCAAACGUGCGGUUGAGAGUCGCCGCUUUGCCCUGCCAAUAUCACGGCUGUGUCUGAACAUCAUCGCCCGGGAGCAGAAGGAAACGUUCCUUGAGGCGUUGCUCAACACAUGCCGUCAGUGGUACCAGGAGCGUGAAAAGCUGCUGUUUGCCAUCCAGGGCAUGAAGUCGCCAUCACGGGUUCGAUUUACCGCCUUCAUGGCUUUCCUCACGGAGAUGUUUUGCCAGCUCAAACGUCGGCAGCUCCAACUACGCACCCACCACGAGGGGACUCCUCCACCGCUGGUGCUGCUUAGUCUGCUGUCUAAAUGCUGCGAGGAUUGCGUGCGUCCACCCAUUAGAUCACUUUCAGAGAUUGAGUGUCUGUUCUAUGUACUGACCUGUAUUGGCCAGGACAUGGAGCAGCAGCUGCCACAGCAACUAGAGUUGCUCAUGGGUCUGGUUCGCGAUGCCUUUUUGAAUGCCGGCGAGUCUGCGGCUUCCAUUCGGCGCACUCUCCUCCAACUCAUCGAGCUGAAGGCCUCCCACUGGCAGCUACCAGGCAAUACGGUUCUCUACUACACGCACACUAACAAUUAGGUCUUGAUUAUGAGAAAAUAAUUGGAACCAGAUGUGGAGCUGGCGGGGAUACGGGCACUUUGCAAUCAUCAGGACACCAUCAGCUAUAGAUUCUGUUGUCGCAUUGCAUUUAGAGCCUGGAAAACUUCUGUUCUAUUUAUCUUAUUGUAUUCUUACCUAGACAUAAGCAAUAUUUAUUUCGGCACCAGCUAUAGAGAGAAACUAACCCGAGACUUGCACACUACACACCAAGCACAGUACCAAUUAAGUUCGAACGCUUGGCUUCGGUAUCUUCGGACUCUGCUAUAAUCUAAGGCUCAACAUUUAUGUGAAUCCAUAUAUUUAUGUGUAAUAAAUCACAGCUAGUCAAACUA
Molecule: messenger RNA, 3000 nt
Organism: Drosophila santomea
Lineage: Eukaryota; Metazoa; Arthropoda; Insecta; Diptera; Drosophilidae
Exons: 10
Coding region: 1118-2647 (509 amino acids)
Biological process (GO): regulation of translational initiation
Cellular component (GO): cytosol
Molecular function (GO): protein binding; translation activator activity; RNA binding
Source: RefSeq, a predicted model, not a curated record